AUGUUGAGGUGCGAAGAGAAAAGAGUUGCUGAUGUGGAAUUUUCCGACCAAAUAUUCUGCCACGAUGCCGUUAAAUGGAGUGAAGAUAAUAGAAUUUCGUUAUGCACGGAGAGAGGCAUUAUAAUAAUGGAAAUGAAACAUUCACCUCUGCAGUUAGAUACGAAAUUCCAUUACAAUCUUUCACUGAUUCCAAUCCCAGAAAAAUCCAACAAUGUUACAAAACUCCCCUUUGAAGUUUUUUCAUCAUGGAAAAAACCAAAAAGUAUUUUUACAGAAGAUGAACAACAGGAAUUAUUCCUGAACCAUCCAUUGCAUCCUUACCAGAAGGGUCAAGUUAAGCAUGGUUAUGUGAGGGCCAAGUGGUCACCUGAAGGGGUAGAUACACUGGGGAGAUGUGCACUGGCAACAUUAACUGGUGAUCACAGACUGGCUAUAUAUGUUACAGGAAAUGAUAGAAAAAAGUGGAAAGAGGUAGUUGAUCUGCACACUAUUUUGUUUGAAAGAUAUGAAGACAAAAUAUCAAAGAAUAUGACCUUUAAUGAAUUUAAAGAAGUCAGCCACAACAUGUUUGCAGUAGAUGUUGCAUGGUCACCCAUGUGUAAUUUUGAUGAUGUGAAGUAUUACAUAUUAGCAGUUGCUAUGAAAAGUGGUGUUAUACACCUGGUAAAGAUUAUACCUCCUCUUCUUUCACAAGAUGAUGUCAUCAUUGUAAGUGAAACACUGCCACUAUCUUCCAUUCCGUCUAGUCUAUGUUGGUGUCCAGGAACCACAGAAGAAAAUGGAUGCCUUAUUAUUGGUUACCAAUCGGGUCAAGUGAUCAGUUUGUCCGUAGACAAGAGAAAGCUUACUACAGACUCCAAAACAGUGUUGCAUGAAGACGAAGACCUCAUCAGGGUGGACUGUAUUGCCUGGAAACUGUUAUCACAGAAAUAUGUACUCCUAAUAGUGUCCAAAGACAUCCAUGUAUUGUCUUUUCUGAUUAAUAUCAAGACAUCAGAAGUGGUAGAGAAGAAAUCUUACCUGGGUCAGCAUGAUUUUCCUGUCACAGGAUUAAUUUCCGUGGACAGUUUCUUUGUGAUGUCAUCACAAGAUGGAUAUUUACAGAUUAUUCAACCAUCUUUGAAUGAAGAUGCAAAAACUGGACUUGAAUUUUCUGCACUUACAACAGACUUUGUUGACAAAAGGAAAAUACUUGGUAUAGGUAGUUCUCCAAAUAGGAUGUUUGGUAUCUUAGCUACUUGGCCACUGAAAAAAUUUGAUCUGAAAUUCAUGAAAAGGCAGCCAAUGCAUGUAUUCACGUUGUCUAUAAAAUCAGAAGAGGAGCAGAGGAAAACCGCAGAACAACUGUUACUAGAUGAGACUGUCCCAAUGAACAGUAUCCCUGAUGUCCUGGAGUAUUUCAGACACAGCCUCUGGUCUGGAGUCAAUAUCAUCCCCUCCCUAACCAGCUUUGUGUCCAAGUCACACAAAUGGAUCACUAUGCCUGUCAAACUUCUACGUGUGUUAAGGUACUUUAUAAUGACAAUACAAUUGCACAUCCCAGAAACAACUGAUGAAGGAAUUCAUGAGGCGGCCCUGGCCAAAGGAACUGUAUCUCAGCUGUCUAAAGUCAUUCUGAUGAAGCAUGUAGAGAAGGUGUUUGAUGCAAUUCUGAGAUCACAACAGAGUCAGUUCACAGAAACAGAGAUGAAGAUAUUGAGUGCAUUGCUUAAAUGGCAGAAUGACCAAGGAGAAACAUUUCCCAAUGCAAAAUAUGACAAAAAUCAGGAAAAUACUGCAUCUACAUCAACAGCUCUGAAGGAAGAAGAACUGACCUGGAUUUGUCCUAAUGGCCAUACAUUUGGGAUGUGUUGUCUAACCUUUUUGCCUUGUUCAUUGACGUACAGGACUUGUAUAAAUUGCAACAGUUUGGCAUCAUCCUUUGAGAUGUUGAAAGAUAUUGCUUGGAUGCCAUCACAGGAGUGUUCGCUAUGUGGGGGAAAGCUGAUUUAAUGAGAAGAGGUGUUCUUUGUGUGGCGGAAAGCUGAUUUAGCAGGAAGAGGAGCAUAGUGUUGAAUGAACAACAGCUCAACUCAAAAAAAGAGCCAAAAUGGGGUCUGUUUAUAGUUGAUGAAGUAUCAGUCUAUAAAAGCGUUUACAAGUCAUUAAGGUUCUGCAUUUUGAAUGCUAGGAGCAAUGAAAGUUGUACUUUCUGAUUGAAACUUACUGAAGUUUCCUCGAGCAAACCAAUAGAUAUGCACAAAUCUUGAUUAUAUUCACUAGAUGUGAAUGUAGCAUUUUAAAUUACAAUACACGCUGGAGAUCGCAAGGCUUAACUGUAUAAAUAUGUAUUCACAUAGAUUUACAUAUUAUAAAGCAAGAUGUAAUUGUAGGUUAAAGUUAAGUGUCUUGUAUUUUGCAUUUACAUUUUAUUUUAAUGGCA
Molecule: messenger RNA, 2422 nt
Organism: Saccostrea cuccullata (small rock oyster)
Lineage: Eukaryota; Metazoa; Mollusca; Bivalvia; Ostreida; Ostreidae
Exons: 20
Coding region: 1-1992 (663 amino acids)
Biological process (GO): transcription initiation at RNA polymerase III promoter
Cellular component (GO): transcription factor TFIIIC complex
Molecular function (GO): histone acetyltransferase activity; protein binding
Source: RefSeq, a predicted model, not a curated record